Molecule: messenger RNA, 2590 nt
Organism: Bemisia tabaci
Lineage: Eukaryota; Metazoa; Arthropoda; Insecta; Hemiptera; Aleyrodidae
Gene: Rexo5
Product: RNA exonuclease 5
Cellular component (GO): nucleus
Molecular function (GO): exonuclease activity; nucleic acid binding
Source: RefSeq, a predicted model, not a curated record
CAUGUAAACAAACAGGAGAACGGAAAACUCGUGCCAUGUGAGCGUAAAAUUGGAAUUGUUCCUGUUUAAAAUCUCGUUAAACUUUCCUAAUUUAUCUUAAAUUACUAGUGCAGUAAUGUUCCUGAACAACUUUGACAUUCGUUCAGGUGAAAUUAAAAAUAUCUAACGAUUCAGUCUACCUCCUAGCGACGGCGAAAUGGAUACUAAGAUUCCAGCCAAAAAAAUGAAACGUCUAGAAAAAAAGAAGCAAAAAGUUGCUGCAUUUCUAGAACUUGUUAAACCAACAAAUGAAGACUCACUGGAGCCCUCUGUCAAGAACAGAAGUAUAUCCGGUGUUUCUUCAUCAAGUUUCACUGGAAUGGGACCUUGGACUCCCGUCUCCAAAACAAACUCAGAUACAAUUGAUCAAGCAGCUUAUAAUAUAUCAAGUGAAGAAUAUAUGCAAUUAAAGAGCGAUCUGAAGAAGCGAAAAAAAUAUCUCAUGGCUAAACCCACUCUUCGGCUGAAAGAAGUUGGCGAAAAAGCAUCAAUCAGUAUGAAUGAGCCUGGGAAAAUUAUUCCGUUAUUUGCAGCAGAUAUCCAGCAUCUAUUGUUUUUUCCAAUUUUCGGUGGUCCCUAUCAUCCACCAUACCUACCACCAAGAUGGUGUUAUUUUGAAAGAAGUCAAAAAGUUAGCCAAAUAAUUGUAUUCGUAGUUGAAGGUGCCUCAUCCUAUACAUUUUUCUCUAAUGAGUCACAGUUUCCAACGUUAUCAAAGGAGUUUGAAAUUAAAGCUGAAUUCAUUUCUCCGUUUGGCUACCAAUCCGACAUAGCAGCAGAGUUGUCAGUUGUCAAAUUGAAUCGACAAGAGGAAGAAAGGCUGAAUAAGCGUUUUGGAAAAAUAACCUUCAUGAAUUCGGCAGACUCUGUCGCAGAGCACAAGAAACUCAAGUCAGCAUUCCCUAUCGACCUCUUUGAAAAUUAUUUAAAAGAAUCCUCCGUGCCAAAUGAAUCGAGUCAACAGGAUGAAAAAAUGGAUUCAACUUUGUCAAUUUGUGAAACUCCUUUACCUGCGACCGAUAAAUUCUCUCGAGUGUCACUUUUGUUGUCACCACAUCAAAUGCUUGAUGAAAACUACCCGCUACCGCUGCCUGGAGAACUUGCCCUCAAGUACUCAGAUUUUAAAUUCACAAAAGAUACGUACAGUGAGGUCACAGCGCACUCUCCAUUGUUUGGUUUAGAUUGUGAAAUGUGUCUCUCCGCUGAAGGUCAAGAAUUGACACGGAUAGCCCUUGUCAAUGAAAAACAUGAAGUCAUUUAUGAUUCCUUAGUAAAACCUACUAACAAAAUAAUCAACUACCUGACGCAGUACUCUGGAAUUACAAAGAACAUGCUUGUCAAUGUUACGAAAACUUUGGAAGACGUCCAAGAUGACAUUAGAGCCAUUCUUCCUGCUGAUGCAAUAUUAGUAGGUCAGUCUCUCAACAUGGAUCUUCAAGCUAUGAAAAUGAUGCAUCCCUAUGUAAUAGACACCAGUGUUAUCUUCAACCUUUCUGGUGUGCGCCGCCAUAAACCCAAGCUGUCAAAGUUAGCAUCUGAGUUUCUUAAUAUGGAAAUUCAAUCUGGCGAUGCUGGACACGACUCUGUGGAAGACAGUUUAGCAUCUUUAAAAUUAGUACAGCUCAAGCUGAUGAAUAGCAUUGAUUUUGGUGAUGCUGUUACGAAUGUUGUCGCAGAACUUUCAGAGAUCAAGUGUAAGAUAGAUGAAGAGCAAGGCAAGAACAUUACACGUGUCAAAUCUGAUCAAAGUGAAUCUGAAAUCCUCCUGCAGUACUGGCAGAGGAACACCCAUAGAAUCUCUAGUCUUUUCCGGCAUACCAUCCUUGACAAAAAAACAGCGGCUGUGAUUGGUUGUCAAGACAUCAUGGAUCAGUACUCCAGUUACUUGCCUAAAGAAGACAGCUCCAAAAUGGGGAGAAUCGUCACCAGCGGUAAUGAAGAAACAGUUGUGAAAACGUGCUCUUUGGCAGAAAAGUAUUUUUUCAAUGUGUCGCACAUCACCAUCAAUCCAGAAAAAGCCAGUGAUGUAGCCGAGGAGAUUGAUGACUGGUGUAAACAAAUCAAAAAUAGUACUAAGGAGAAUGGGCUAAUUAUAGUCCUAUUUCCCGGGUCGAAGAAGACCAAUGCCAAUGGUUUAGCAUUUGUUAAAAUUGUCUUUCCACCUUGCCCUAUACCCACCAGAAACACGGGGAAGAACUCUUGAUGGUGGGGUAUGAUAGCGACCUGUUUAUCUGAUCUCUGGGUGUCAUCGACCUGCCUAUCUCUCUUGCUUCUUUUGUUCAGUUUCUUGUUUUUCUUUAUUUUCAAUUACGUUCCUCCAGAUUACUCCUGUUAUUAAAGGGCAGUUUAGAUUUGUUAAAGGCAAAAACGAUUGUCUCUUUGUUAAGUGUUAGUCUCAAUCAAUGUUAAUUCCAAGACUGGUCUUAUCUUUUUAUUGAAAGAGCCUUUUUUCCUAGAUUUUUACUUCAUUUUAUGAUCUUCUCUCAGCCUGUAUUUUUCGUGAUUGAUUUUUUGCAAGAGAAUAAAUGGGUGCUAUCAUUAUCCUCCAGAA